Arachis ipaensis is the source of this 411-nucleotide messenger RNA. Its product is annotated as RAF-like serine/threonine-protein kinase 24. The record is from RefSeq and is a predicted model, not a curated record. Lineage: Eukaryota; Viridiplantae; Streptophyta; Magnoliopsida; Fabales; Fabaceae. Gene Ontology annotation, molecular function: protein binding.
AUGAAGACGGAGGUGAGUUUCUUGUGCAGCUACGGUGGCCAGAUCAAAUUCCACGAUCGAAACAACCAAUACUUGUACGAAGGAGGUAAUAACAAGAAAUUCCACGUCCGCAGCAGCAUCAAUUUCAAUGACAUGAUCGCCGAGCUCUCCGCCAUUAGUGGCACCGCUGACGUGGCCUACUUCAAGUACCAGAUCCCAGGGUACGGCCUAGAAACCCUCCUCAGCAUCACCAACGACAGAGACCUCCGCAACCUGAUGCGGGACUUCGAUCCAAACACACCCAACAACGUCAAGCAUAUCUUCCUCUUCUCCGAGGAAAAUCCUUCACCCUCUCCUCCUCCUCAGCAAGUUGCUGAGAACGCAUCCGAGCUGGAAGCAGGUGCUGGUCCGCGUGUGGUGUUCACUGCUUGA